Acanthosepion pharaonis is the source of this 1476-nucleotide messenger RNA. NCBI's taxonomy places the organism in Eukaryota, Metazoa, Mollusca, Cephalopoda, Sepiida, Sepiidae. The record is from the annotation of a GenBank genome assembly.
AUGGGCAAGAACCCGAUUAUGACAGCCGGAGCAAUCUCUUUGGCAACGGCAAUUAACAGUAACGAAAACUGUGCCAUAACGCUUUUCGACCUGACGGACAUUGCCGUUGAAUAUGAAUUUCUCCGGAUCAUCACAGACAUCAAAAGCAAGCGGGGAGAUUUCCAAGUUAAUUAUGGAUAUGUUCUGCGGUCGGGAAACACAGCGCAGGACUACGGAAAGGACGCUAUUGAUUUCGAUCCAAAUGCUGAGCCAACUACGUCGCUCUUCUCAAUUCCUGUUCUUUUGUUGGUCUCUCUCUCUCUCUUCUCAAUUCCUGUUCUUUUGUUGGUCUCUCUCUCUCACUCUCUCUCUUCUCAAUUCCUGUUCUUUUGUUGGUCUCUCUCUCUCACUCUCUCUCUUCUAAAUUCCUGUUCUUUUGUUGGUCUCUCUCUCCCUUCUCAAUUCCUGUUCUUUUGUUGGUCUCUCUCUCUUCUCAAUUCCUGUUCUUUUGUUGGUCUCUCUCUCUUCUCAAUUCCUGUUCUUUUGUUGGUCUCUCUCUCUUCUCAAUUCCUGUUCUUUAGCACAUAUCUCUCUCUCUCUCUUCAAUUCCUGUUCUUUUGUUGGUCUCUCUCUCUUCUCAAUUCCUGUUCUUUUGUUGGUCUCUCUCUUCUCAAUUCCUGUUCUUUUGUUGGUCUCUCUCUCUUCUCAAUUCCUGUUCUUUUGUUGGUCUCUCUCUUCUCAAUUCCUGUUCUUUUGUUGGUCUCUCUCUCUUCUCAAUUCCUGUUCUUUUUUUUUGGUCUCUCUCUCUUCUCAAUUCCUGUUCUUUUGUUGGUCUCUCUCUCUCUUCUCAAUUCCUGUUCUUUUGUUGGUCUCUCUCUCUUCUCAAUUCCUGUUCUUUUGUUGGUCUCUCUCUCUCUUCUCAAUUCCUGUUCUUUUGUUGGUCUCUCUCUCUUCUCAAUUCCUGUUCUUUUUGUUGGUCUUUCUCUCUCUUCUCAAUUCCUGUUCUUUUGUUGGUCUCUCUCUCUUCUCAAUUCCUGUUCUUUUGUUGGUCUCUCUCUCUUCUCAAUUCCUGUUCUUUUGUUGGUCUCUCUCUCUUCUCAAUUCCUGUUCUUUUGUUGGUCUCUCUCUCUUCUCAAUUCCUGUUCUUUUGUUCAAUCUCUCUCUCUUCUCAAUUCCUGUUCUUUUGUUGGUCUCUCUCUCUUCUCAAUUCCUGUUCUUUUGUUGGUCUCUCUCUCUUCUCAAUUCCUGUUCUUUUGUUGGUCUCUCUCUCUUCUCAAUUCCUGUUCUUUUGUUGGUCUCUCUCUCUUCUCAAUUCCUGUUCUUUUGUUGGUCUCUCUCUCUUCUCAAUUCCAGUUCUUUUGUUGGUCUCUCUCUCUUCUCAAUUCCUGUUCUUUUGUUGGUCUCUCUCUCUUCUCAAUUCUGUUCUUUUGUUGGUCUCUCUCUCUUCUGAAUUCCUGUUCUUUUUGUUGGUCUCUCUCUCUUCUCUCUCUCUUCUAA